AUGGCGUCUCCAUCGGAUCCUUUACUCCGCCAGCAUAGUUCCAGAUAUCACCGCCAGCGACGGCGAUAUCUGCCAGGAGAAGAAGACGAACAAGAAGAGCCCCUCAUCGCACGGUGGAGGCGAGCCGCGCGGGACUUCUUAUCGUCGCGACGGGGUCAUUAUCUCGUCCUGCUGCUGGUGUCCAUCGAUGUCGCUUGUACCUUUGCCGAUUUUCUCAUCGAGUUACAUGUCUGCGAGUUAACGAAACAUGGUUCCCACGUAGCAGCCGGGUGGGGAGUCACUCAGGAGGUACUCGCGAUCGUCGGAUUGGUCUUUUCGUGUCUCUUCAUGCUGGAACUGAUGGUUACUAUAUUCAGCUUUGGAAAGGGCUACUUCUCGUCCAAGUUCCACGUCUUUGACGCGCUUGUGAUUGUUAUCGCAUUCGGUGUCGACGUUGCUCUCCAUGGCAUAGAGGAAGAACUGGGGUCUCUGAUCGUGGUACUUCGAUUAUGGCGUGUGUUCAAGAUCAUCGAAGAACUAGAGUCAGCCAAUGAAGACGCGCUGGAGGAGUAUGAGCACGAGAUCGAGAGGCUGCGCCAGGAGAAUACAUAUCUUCGCCAGAGACUCAACGUGUCUUUCGAUGAUGCUGACCCGAUGGAUUAG
This is a messenger RNA of Aspergillus bombycis, 642 nucleotides long. RefSeq lists its product as uncharacterized. Gene Ontology annotation, molecular function: voltage-gated proton channel activity. Gene Ontology annotation, cellular component: plasma membrane. Bases 1 to 642 code for a protein of 213 amino acids. The transcript is spliced from 2 exons. The record is from RefSeq and is a predicted model, not a curated record. Gene Ontology annotation, biological process: proton transmembrane transport. NCBI's taxonomy places the organism in Eukaryota, Fungi, Ascomycota, Eurotiomycetes, Eurotiales, Aspergillaceae.